Molecule: messenger RNA, 3160 nt
Organism: Oncorhynchus keta (chum salmon)
Lineage: Eukaryota; Metazoa; Chordata; Actinopteri; Salmoniformes; Salmonidae
Product: calcium/calmodulin-dependent protein kinase kinase 1
Exons: 17
Coding region: 717-2264 (515 amino acids)
Biological process (GO): activation of protein kinase activity; CAMKK-AMPK signaling cascade; protein phosphorylation
Molecular function (GO): protein kinase activity; ATP binding
Source: RefSeq, a predicted model, not a curated record
UUUAUUGUAGCAAAUGUAUUAAAAAUAGCGUUGAGACUAAAUUGAGCUCCGGUGCAUCCUGUUUCCAUUGAUCAUCCUUGAUGUUUCUACAACUUGAUUGGAGUCCACCUGUGGUAAAUUAAAUUGAUUGGAUAUGAUUUGGAAAGGCACACGUGUUAGUCACUGCGUGUUCCAGUGGCAUUGGUGGUGUUGCAGCUGAGCAGGAGCUGCGCGUGCCCAGCUAUUAACGAGGAUGCCAAGGAGCACGUGGGACAGGCACGGCUUGGUUUCUGCGUGUGCUUCUCUGUAAAGCUGGAAACACUAUAGCAUUGAGAUCCAAGAGAACAGCUCUUGGUAAUCGAAACCGGCUCAUAAGCCACUCAUCAUCAAUGGCCAGUAAAUCUUGUUGGUCUCUGAAAAUUCGCUCUCUCCGAAUUCUUCCAUUCUCCAAAUCUUCCAACAGUGCCAAAGCAGCCAUUGUGCGUCAUUACGCAUUGUAAUUGCAUGCCUUUUAUAUACCCACCCAUUUGAUUGUCAAAGCUACCUUCAGGUGCUGUAAUUACCCUGAUUCAGAGGUGGGACCCAGUCAUUGUUUUACAAGUCACCAGUAAGUCUCAAGUCUUAGCGCUCAAGGCAGAUCCAGUGCUCCCCCAGGCUGGCCCAGACCCACACCACGUUGAUGCUGGUGGGCUCUCACCUCCUCUUCGUCCUGCGCUCCCCCAUCCCUCCAUCCAGUGAUGGCGAUGAGUACCGACCCGGGCUGCAGAAGGGACGACCUCAGCCCUGACCCCGACCCAAUGACCCCUGACCGCAGUGACCUCACUGCCAUGAUGGCCACCGUGACUGUGACGACCACCGAGGCGGGCGGCUCACCGGCCAAUGGCGUGAGGAUUGGGGCUCAGCAAGGAGGAGCUAAGAAAGGCCCUGCUCAGCGGCCACACCUCUCAGGGAGGAAGCUGUCGCUACAGGAGCGGGGCACGUACCCAUCUGGGAGGUCAGGGGGGGCUCACGUCUCCCCCCGUGUGGUACGCAGACCCACCGUGGAGUCCAAACGCGUCUCCAUCUCAGACGCCGAGAACUGUAUCCAGCUGAACCAGUACAAGCUGAAGAGUGAGAUCGGAAAGGGCUCCUACGGGGUGGUCAAACUGGCCUACAAUGAGGAUGACGACAAACACUAUGCCAUGAAGGUGGUGUCCAAGAAGAAGCUGAUGAAGCAGUAUGGAUUCCCACGUCGCCCCCCUCCUAGAGGACCCAAGGUGGCGGUCCAAGGAGAGCAGCCCAAAGUCCUAGGCCCCCUGGAGAGGGUCUACCAGGAGAUUGCCAUACUCAGGAAGCUGGACCAUCUCAACAUAGUCAAACUGGUGGAGGUGUUGGAUGAUCCUGCAGAGGACAACCUCCACAUGGUGUUUGAUUUGAUGCCAAAGGGUCCAGUGAUGGAGGUUCCCACAGACAGUCCCUUCACUGAGGAGCAAACACGCCUCUACUUCAGAGACAUUGUCCUGGGCAUUGAGUACUUGCACUACCAGAAGAUUGUCCACCGGGACAUCAAGCCUGCUAACGUGCUGCUGGGGGAUGACGGCCAUGUGAAGAUUGCUGACUUUGGGGUCAGUAACCAGUUUGAGGGCAACGAUGCCCUGCUCUCCUCUACGGCUGGGACUCCUGCUUUCAUGGCCCCAGAGACCCUGUCAGAUAUCCACCAGAGCUUCAGUGGAAAAGCAUUGGAUGUAUGGGCCAUGGGAGUGACUGUCUACUGCUUUGUGUUUGGGAAGUGUCCGUUCAUUGAUGAAUACAUCCUGGUUCUACACAAUAAGAUCAGGACGAAAUGUGUGGAGUUCCCAGAGUCGCCAGAGAUCAGUGAGGAGUUGAAGACUCUUAUCCUGAAAAUGUUGGACAAAAACCCUGACACCAGGAUCACCAUACCUGAGAUCAAGUUGGACCCAUGGGUGACCCAGGACGGUUGUGAUCCUCUGCCUCUAGAGGAGGACCACUGCAGUGUGGUGGAGGUCACUGAAGAGGAGGUGCAGAACUCUGUCAAGUUUGUCCCCAGCCUGUCCACCGUGAUCCUGGUGAAGGCCAUGCUGCGCAAGAGAUCCUUCAGUAAUCCCUAUGAGUGUCCCAGGAGUAGAGCGGAGAGGUCCAUGUCUGCACCUAGCAACCUGCUCAUGGAUGCGUGGCCGUUCCGCCACUCUUUAAAACUCCACCCCUCUCUAAGAAAGGGCAGCAGUGGAGAGGGAAGUAGGGAGGGAGAGCUCGAAGACCUACAUGAAGAUGAACCCUUCUCCUGAAUCCCGUUCCUCCUCCUCUCCUCCGGUCAGCUCAGCUCAGCCCAGUUCUACACAGCCCUCUUAACCGCAAUCUUACGCUCCUACCUUCAGUGCUUCUGGACUGAAACAGUGUUUUUACUUUACUUACUCGUGUUUCGAUGUCACUUUACCUAGACAAUGCAUGGUGAACGUUAUCGCCGUUCAGAGACUCUCUAGGCACCAUUCACAGUGGACAAUAUUGGUGCCCUAAGAGCCAGCAUGACCAAGAGACUGGAGCAUGCAACUGACAUUAUUACGCCCCCUACCGUUUGAAACAAGACAUACACACAGGGCUUUUUUUCAGUAGUUUGAAGGGGCAAUCUGCAGACGCUUCAUACAUUUUUGGACUUAUAAAUGUAUUAAUUAUAUAUACGUAUGAUUCUUGAAGAAUAUAACUUAUAAAUGCCUCAUAAGCUUAGUUUAACUGUCAUACCACAUCAGAACCAAAAGCUUGUUUUACUCCAAUGUCUGUAAACACACACUGUAUAGCCUCAAAAUAUGCUUGACACUAUCAUUUGUAUAUAUUGAAGGGUCAGUCCUUGCAUCCAUAACUCUGUCUAUUAAUAUCAGAGUGUUUACAUUUUUCCAGGCCCAUCCUUCAGCUUUUUACCAAAACAGAGGGGAACCAUUUUGUUAUUGUUUCAUCUGCGGAUUGCCCCUUUAAUGCUGCAGCGUUGUACAUAGAUCAUAAAUGUGUGUGUCAGUGUAAUGUCAUUGUUGUCUAUCUCACCCGUACAUGCUAAGCUGUCAACAUAACCCUUAAGUAAUAAUAAUAAUAAUAUAUUUUAUUUUAAGCGCUUUACAAGACACCCAAAUUCACUUUACGUACACAAUCUAAUCUCCACGAUUAAAAGCAAUAAAAUCAUACAUUAAAAUGA